AUGACUGAAAUAUUGUACAGACAGUAUGUAGGCGAAUCUGAUUUACCACACAUUAUGGCGCUCGUACAGAGUGAGCUCAGUGAGCCGUAUGUCAUAUACACAUAUCGUUAUUUCCUCCAUCAAUGGCCACAACUUUCUUUUCUCGCAAUACCUGCGGGAUCGUCGGAGCCGAUAGGUGUCAUAGUCUGCAAGCAGAGUAUGCACAAGCAUGCCUCGAAUAGAGGCUAUAUCGCCAUGCUCAGCGUUAGCAAGAGCUGGCGCAAACGUGGUGUAGCAAGCACGUUGGUCAGACGAUCAGUGGAGGUCAUGAGACGAAAUGGAGUUGAUGAAGUCGUUCUUGAAACCGAAUAUGAUAAUGCGCCGGCUCUUUCCCUCUACGAGUCCUUGGGAUUCAUUCGCGAGAAACGGCUGUAUCGAUUCUACCUCAAUGGAAAGGAUGCGUUCCGUUUGGUUCUCGCCGUCCCUCCAUCAGAAUUGGAUCAAGAAUUUCCCCACUACAUGAAGCUUUCCCCCACCCACAAUAUUUUCUCCUAUCCAGUUUCUUCAGACGAUGACGAGGUCUCAUAUCGUUGA
This is a messenger RNA of Suillus plorans, 573 nucleotides long. Its product is annotated as acyl-CoA N-acyltransferase. The record is from RefSeq and is a predicted model, not a curated record. NCBI's taxonomy places the organism in Eukaryota, Fungi, Basidiomycota, Agaricomycetes, Boletales, Suillaceae. Gene Ontology annotation, cellular component: NatC complex. The coding region runs from base 1 to 573 and encodes 190 amino acids. Gene Ontology annotation, biological process: N-terminal peptidyl-methionine acetylation. Gene Ontology annotation, molecular function: protein-N-terminal amino-acid acetyltransferase activity. The transcript has 5 exons.